UAAAGAGAAAGGGGGAAUUUUUCUUCCCAGUGACGAUUUCGGGAAACCAAAUCCUUUGUGAGCCCGCUUUGUGAGCCCCCAUGCGUAAAAAGGCAGGACAGACAGGACGCAGCGCGAUGCGUCCUCUGCUGCUCACCUGAAACAGCAGCGCAGUGUACAGACAGGCAGCCGGGCCAACAGGUACAGAAAGGAGCGGAGCCGGAAGAACGAGCAGGUCUACUUGUCCUUAUAGCACUUUUUUUCCAAAGUAACUCCAGGUGUUCCUUAGAUUACAACUCUACUCUGUGCUUUUUUUAUUUAUUUUUUUAACACGAUUUAUUUAUGAAAGUGAAGCCGCAUCGGAGGAAACAUGACAGAGCAAGGAAAGAAGCUGAUUCUAAUCGUGGCGGAUAUUCUUUGUGUCUCUGUCGCGGCUCUGCCCUCAGCCAUCCUGACGCUGAUGUUUAGUCCGUACCAACGAGGAAUCUACUGUGAUGAUAAGAGCAUCAGCUAUCCCUACAGGAGAGACACCAUCUCCCAUGGCGCCAUGGCUGCCGUCACCAUCAUCUGCUCCAUCGUCAUUAUCACCACAGGAGAGGCCUACCUUGUGCACACAAAGCGUCUGCACUCAAACUCCCAGUUCAACCAGUACCUGUCAGCUCUUUAUAAGGUGGUGGGCACCUUCCUGUUUGGAGCAGCUGUCAGCCAAUCACUGACCGACCUGGCCAAGUUCACUAUAGGUCGUCCCCGUCCGAACUUCUUAGCCGUGUGCGCUCCGAUCAGCUGUAACGGAUACAUGCUGCAGAUCAACUGCACCGGCAACCCUCGCAAUGUGACUGAAUCCAGAUUAUCGUUCUACUCCGGCCACUCGUCCUUCGGGAUGUACUGCAUGCUCUUUCUGUCGCUCUACGUCCAGGCCCGGAUGCAGGGGAAGUGGACGCGACUGGCUCGACCAACCAUCCAGUUCUUCCUGGUGGCGUUUUCUCUGUAUGUAGGAUACACUCGUGUGUCUGACUACAAACAUCACUGGAGUGACGUACUGGUGGGGCUGCUGCAGGGAGCUCUGAUCGCUGUGCUCACUGUCCGAUAUGUGUCCGACUUCUUCAAGCAGCGCUCCCCACCGUGCACACGACCAGACACAGCAGAGAAUGAACACCUUGAACGCAAACCGAGCCCGCAGCCUCCCGACUCGCAGCAUGGAAACCACUACAACUACUCUGGACCUGUAUGAGCUCUUUGCUGCAGCAGCAGCAGAUACUUUUACUAACCUGGGCCUACACUCUCUAACAGCAGCUCCGUUACCAAAAGGACCUUACACAGAAAAAAACAAACAGUGCAGUUACCACUACCUGGAAAUCCAGACUAGACCUGCUCCACUCUGUGACAGCUUCCCAACAAUUUUACAGCCAUGAAAACUCAAGAGAUUCCCAAAACCUGUUGGAACAGAAGCUCCACCAUCUGUGUGUAUUUUAGUAAGGGUGUGUGUUAUGAAAAUGUGUGAUUGAUUUGCGGUGUGUUUUGUGUGUGUACUUGUGUAAAAGUGUGUCCGAAACUGUGCAAUGAUGUAUGUUUUUGUUUGUUUGUUUUUUCCCAAUUCUGCGCUACAUUUGAGAAAAACGUUUCAGAUUUGUGGGGGAGAAUUUAUGCUGUGAGUUAAAGUGAGCAAAGACUGCAAAGAGAUCUGUAGAUCUCAAAAACACCAACCAAAGAUUUCUCUUUGUCCUUGAAUGGAGUGACAAAACCUUGGAGGCUGAAUGUUUUCCACUUUGUUGCUUAUUGCAGUCAGAUAAGACUUUUGUUUUACCUACACUGGAGCUAGAUUAUAUCUGCCUGUCUCUGACACUUCUGUCCUUUUUCUCUGCAGAUGUCUCUAUAUUUUACUGUCUUUAGAAGAUGUGCAUGUGUGACGAUGGACUUCUUUAACUAUAUACAUGAUUAUAUAUAGUACUAACAUUUUGUGCUUAUAACUACUGUAUCUAAUAAAUUGUGUACCUUUUUAAGAAUGUAUUACCACUACUUUGCUGUGAUGUUACAGUACAACCUUUUGAGCUGGCAACAUUGUUCAAAUUCACUUCAAGUCUGACACAAACUAAACAUCUUCAUGGACCUCUUCCUUCCCUCUUUAUAACAUGUGCAACCUAUUGCACAUGUUGUAGCCAGUAUUUCUUUUGAGUGCUUACUUAAACAGAAAGGACAAAAAAAUAAAUGCAAAGGAGUCCUUUUGUGGUGAA
Molecule: messenger RNA, 2210 nt
Organism: Siniperca chuatsi (mandarin fish)
Lineage: Eukaryota; Metazoa; Chordata; Actinopteri; Centrarchiformes; Sinipercidae
Gene: plpp2a
Product: phospholipid phosphatase 2a
Exons: 6
Coding region: 350-1210 (286 amino acids)
Biological process (GO): signal transduction; phospholipid dephosphorylation; phospholipid metabolic process
Molecular function (GO): phosphatidate phosphatase activity
Source: RefSeq, a predicted model, not a curated record